This is a messenger RNA of Dothidotthia symphoricarpi CBS 119687, 1021 nucleotides long. RefSeq lists its product as uncharacterized. The transcript has a single exon. The coding region runs from base 233 to 988 and encodes 251 amino acids. The record is from RefSeq and is a predicted model, not a curated record. NCBI's taxonomy places the organism in Eukaryota, Fungi, Ascomycota, Dothideomycetes, Pleosporales, Dothidotthiaceae.
AGAACACUCUCGCAACGCGACACCAGCCUCAGUUGCGGCGCAAUCUGUGUUCUGACAAUACGUUCAUGUGCAUCAGAUGAGGCUGUACACCCUCUGGUUUGGAUGAACGCGCGCAAUCGUAUGACGUUUGCCGUGCUCCACGUGCACUGGUGAAAGUUACUUAGCUACUAGCGACUGGGCACGCAACAAGCAAGGCAGUCUAAUUCGUUCUUCAGGGGGUCCAAUUUGGUAGAUGUUGCCACGCUCAUUGAUUUGUAUCGCCAGUCUGCGAUCGAACCACGGAUUGGAGUCUUGCGAUGAGUAUUAUCUUGAAGCGGUGGAUGGAUUGUAUACAUUGAAAUCAGAAGCGACACACCCUCCCAGAGGAUCGCCCUUCUUGAGUCGAGAAGAGAGGGUCCUACCGAGCGAACGAUCGUCACAACAGCCGUUUGGGCCAGGAGGCGUAACUCUGAUCGUAACGCACACAGCACCGUCUGCCGUGCGCUGUCGCCCAAGACUGCAUCGUAGCCGUCCGGCGGGAAGGAAUGCCACCAUGACGACAACGAUCACGACCGCUACCCUUGGUGAUCACGAUGCACCAAGAUUUCCAAUUCCUCCUUUUCGUCUCCUCUGGAACUCGGCCUCUGCGCUGAGUCUCUUUUCGCUCUACUCGAUCUCCCAACCUUGUCUACUCCAACCAUCUAGACUAUCAGCCACAAGGCUAUCUCGUACGGACAGGGUCAAACUCUUUGCCCAGUUUGAUUGCAAUCAACCAAAUCAAUAUUUAACCGCCCACCACGCCCCACCUUAUACACGUAUUCGCUUCGUCUCGCAGGGUGGUCAACCCAUUGCUGUGGUCACGACUGCAAAGUGCUGUGUAUAUCGUUCGUACACACAGGAUCUAGAUUCCUUAGGUACUUUGAUGUCAUGCGUGACACAGCCACCGUGUGGCUGGCCAGACCUCAAGCCAAGACGCACCUUUCCCCUCCUCCCACUGUACUACCGGUAGUAUACCAUUCACAGACUCCACCAGGAGCAUAGC